Solanum lycopersicum (tomato) is the source of this 4169-nucleotide messenger RNA. RefSeq lists its product as uncharacterized. NCBI's taxonomy places the organism in Eukaryota, Viridiplantae, Streptophyta, Magnoliopsida, Solanales, Solanaceae. Gene Ontology annotation, biological process: positive regulation of GTPase activity. Gene Ontology annotation, molecular function: GTPase activator activity. The record is from RefSeq and is a predicted model, not a curated record.
ACACUUCACCGUAAAGUGACGCCGUCAUAAUCGAACCGUCAUCUGCUUCCCACUCCAGGUCUCUCUCUGCACAUGUAACCCAUAAUCGUCGCCCAAAAAUCUCACGAGUUUCUUCAUAAAUUAUACUAGUAAAGGAUCCCGUUUAAAUUUACGAGUUGUAAUUCACAUUCUCCGAUUAAAAUUCUUAUGAUUCCAGGUAUAAUCCUAAUUUAUCGUUUAGUGAUCAACAAUUACGAACUGUAGAUUUUGAUUUCUGCGAAAAAUUAAUGGCGUCAACUAGCAAAAUGCCUAGCUCUGCUGAGGAUGAGGAUCUACAAGAGGAGUUUGAACAUUUUGAUGAUUUUACCCUGGCCUCUUCAUGGGAAAGGUUCAUAUCCGAGAUAGAGGCAGUUUGCCGGCAGUGGUUGGCUGAUGGCACCAAGAAUUUGUUGAGAAAGGGUGCUAUCAGUUUGAAUAUUGCUGAGGACCUGUAUAAGGUCAAAACUGACCUGAAGUAUGCGAUGAAAAGCUAUUGCAUGGAGUACUAUUUUGGAACACACAAUGAUGUUGGUCGAGGAAAUGGAAAUGGAUGGAAUUGUGAAUUGCAUAAUCUGCAACUGUCUUUUGGGGUGAAUGAGUUCCUGGUGAUUGCUCCUCAAAGUGCCAGUGGCGUGGUUCUUGAUGGACCGGAGGCCAGCAAACUUCUAAGUGCAGUUGCUAUUGCAUUGUCAAAUUGUUCGGGUUUUUGGCCGGCAUUUGUUCCAGUGCAUGAUCCUUCUCGGAAAGCAUACAUUGGCAUCCAGAACAUGGGAACCCUCUUCACUAGACGAUUUGAAGCUGAUCGUAUAGGUAACCAGGUGCCAGUGAAGCUUAUGCAUUUGGAGGGAUUGUAUGAGCUAUUUAUUUCUAAAUUUGCCUUCUCCAAUAUGGACCUAUCCAUGCAUCUUUUCCAAGUAAAUCUCAAGAUGAAGAUGACCUAUCGCACACUUCCCUAUAGUGAGGAUGAUGACGUACAAGAAUCUGAGGGAGGUUUUACAGAAUCUGGGGAGAGUCCCAAAAGCAACCAUCAGAGUAGAACACAGUGGGAUGAUAAUUGUCCUUGGAGUGAGUGGUACUCUGCUGAAGACCCAUUAAGAGGGUUUGAGCUGCUUACAGUAUGGUCAGAGAAAGCGAUAGAGAGUUCACUUGAAAUGGCUGAGAUGGAAAAUGUGUCACCUCUUGAGGCUGAGAAGUGGUUAAUAACUCCAUGUUUUUCUGAGAUUCUAAGUGAUGGUUCUGGCAGAAAGAGAAUUGGAUUCGCAUCACAGUUGCUGCUCUUAAUUGACGCUUUUCAUAUGUCACUGGAUGCUAAAUUUGUGGAAGAUUUUAUUUCAGAGAACUCAGGACCUGAGAAUUUGAAGUCUACUGCAGUCAUACCUCCCCCAACUGUCCUUGAUCGAGUUCUUAAAGACCUCUUUCAUGAAGUUGAUGCCCUGCAACUUGAUUUUGCUGAAGGAGAUCAUGAAAAUUCUCGUACCAUUAAAGGCUCUCCUCUUGAAUCACUUUUUGGCCAGUUCUGUCUGCAUUCUCUCUGGUUUGGUGAUUGCAAUAUAAGGGCUAUUGCGGCAUUCUGGAUAGAGUUUGUACGAGAAGUUCGCUGGUGUUGGGAAGAGUCACAGCCAUUACCUAGAAUGCAAGCCAAUGGUGUAGUCGACCUAUCUACAUGUUUAAUUCACCAGAAAUUACACAUGCUUUCAAUUUGCAUUGAUAAAAAGCGUCAGUUGAAUCAAGAGUGUCCAAAGGCAGGUGAAAACAAUUUUUUCCUUUCCGCUCAUGUUAAGGGAGACUCUCAGAUCCAGAGUGACAUAUCUUCUGAAGAUGGAGAUACUGAGGCUUCUUUUUUUGAAUGUGACAGUCUGUCAACACUAGAUCAUCCAAAUGAUCCUGAAAGUGAUAUUUCUAGUUUUGUACAUUCUGAUGAUGUGAAGUUAGGUGAUCCAAAGCAUUCGGCAUGUAUCAGGAAGGGAUCGGCUGGUAUUGUCGGGUCUAUGAUGCUUCUGAAAUCUUACCAGAACAUGCAUGCUCCAUUUACACAGGAUCCACCACUUAUGACAGAAGACAUGCACGAAGAACGUCUUCAAGCCGUUGAGGCCCUUGGUGAAUCUUUUAGAUUUUCUGCCCAACUUGAGAAAGACAUAUUGUCAUCAGAUAUGUCUGCUUUUAAAGCGGCAAAUCCCGAUGCUGUGUUUGAAGAUUUCAUCCGAUGGCAUUCACCCAGAGACUGGGAGAAUGAUGAUAAUAUGGAGAAGGUAGUAUCUAACACCAAUGCAGUGGUAGAGUCAACAAACGAUUGGCCACCUCGUGGAAAACUUUCAGAAAGAAUGUCCGAGCAUGGGAAUUUAUGGAGAAAGAUUUGGAAUGAGGCAUUUCCAAUGCCAGCUUCUGAGCAGAAGCCCCUUCUGGAUCCAAAUCAAGAAGGAGAAAAGGUUCUUCAUUAUUUGGAAACAUUGCGUCCAUAUGAAUUGUUGGGACAAAUGGUUUCUACUGCUUUUAAAGCAGCAGCUGACACGCUAAACAGAACGUCAUUUGGAGGCCUAAAGCAGCUGACCACCAGAAUUGGACAACUUUACCUCACUAUGGCAGCCACCUUCAGAUGCUUGCAAAAAAAUAGCCUAUCUGUUGGCACUGAAGAUAUUGAAGACCUGAAGCGACUCUGUGCAAUUUUUGGACAUGUUGAGAGUUUGAUAAUACUCGCUGCAUCUCUUCAUCAGAAGUUCUUGCAAGCACCGCGUCUAUCAGAAUCCAUUUUCAAUGACUACUAUAACUUCUAUCUACCAAAAAUGGGAACAGUAUCAAUUGGUGGUGAUGAGAAGAAGGAUUUCGAUAAGAAACAAGAAGUUAGGCGACAAGAGAGAGAAGUUGUUGCAAGCAUGUUCACUCCACCUACUGUGAAUCAAUCAUGGAGGAAAGUCUUAAGCAUGGGAAAUCUUCUAAAUGGCCAUGAACCUACAUUGCGAGAGAUCAUAUUUUCCAAACGUGAUCACCUGAGCGAAAAUUACUAUGCUAGUCAUGCACCAAGGGGUUACCAACAAGAAUUAGAAACAUACAGAAUGUACAUAUGCGGAACCUCAAAUGAUCUGAGUGUGGCACUAGCAGUUGCCUCUUGUGACUAGUUUCGUCAUUAAAGGAACCAGAGAGCAUGAAGCUAAACACCCUCGACACAUUAUUCAUGAUGAUAUGUCUUGGACUAAUUUUACGGGACACCUGCUACCUCUUAUCGAUACAGGUAUGGGAUAAAUCUAUCCAUCAGGAUUUGAACAAUGAUAUUUGUUGGUUUGUUUUCGAAUUAUUUGAUUAUAGUUAACGAUCAAAGAUUAUAUUCUACCGACGUGAAUCAGAGAAUUGAAAUAUUCAGUGGUCCUUUCUUGUGAAGGGAAUAAAAGUCCCCAAUUCAAGCGUGAAUUGUCUCAUUAUACAGGACAAACAAACAAAUGCUGUUGUAAUUUCCGUUUUCUUCUUGCUUGAGCCUGUAGGGGUUGUCGAAUGGUUUAAGAUAUUAUACUAUCAUAUCACUUAAAAUAUGAUCAUUAAAUGUAAAUUUUACUAUUAACAUUGAUUAAUAACUUAAUAAAAAUGGUAGUUAAAGUAGUAACUACUAUUUUGAUAAUGUAACUGGUAAAGUUGAUGUCAAGUAAUCUGUCAUAGGUUUGAGUUGUGAAAUAGACUCCUGCAGAAAUGCAGGAUAAGACUGUAUAUACCAACAAAACUUCGUAGUUCGAUUUUAUCGGAUCUUGGAUGUAGUAAAAGCUUAGUGCUAUCAGGCUAUUUUUUAUUUUUUUUUGGUAAUACGUAUGUCAGCAUAAGGCAUUAGUAGCUUUCACGAGGUUUGUGUCUCUAUCAGCUGUAAAUAGACCCAACAUCUAAAUGAGAACACAGACAUGGAUGGUUGAUGGGGAGUAAUAAAUAGACCAAUUUCUUGCGUAUACACUUCUUCUCCUGUUUUGUCAUAUGCUCGUAACCUCUUAUCAACACUUAAUAGUUCAAGGUAAAGAAACAGUAAUUAUAUUAGGACAGUGAUAAUAUAUUCAGAUGAUUCUAUAAGUAGCGUAUAGUGUAUGAAAAGAGUGGUGUGCACGCAAUUUUAUUUAUGUAUUGUAAAGAUAGAGAGUUUAUUUUCAAUAGAUUGUCGGCCCAUGUAAUUCAUAUCAAAA